UUUCCUCCUUUAGGACCCCUGGACUUGACUUGACUUGACUUAGAUACAGCUAUGCAUCCUAGGCAUCCUAGGCAUCCUAUGCAUCGUCAACUGAGAUCACAUUGGUCACGUUCCUCAAGCUUUAUGCCCGUGCUGUAAGUAACCUAAUGUAAGAAUACCUACCAGAUGAACUGGGUCUGUCAUCCUUGGUUUAUUUUAUUUUAUUUUAUUUCUUUCUCGCAGUCAACGAAGAGAGGCAGCACGUCUUUUUCUUCCACGAGAACGUUACCAAAAUCCCUUCGUACUACGGUUAGGAGACUUUCUCUUUUCGACGUGGAUUGCUCUAGCGUGUCUCAAUUUCGAUCGGAUUCUGCGAGCACGAGGGCUUUAAUGGCCGCCUUUCCCCCGAUUACCCAACCAGAGCUCAUCCACUUGUCCGAAAAUCUACCCCACGACCUAGACGACCUAGACGACCUAGACUCACCCCUUGAGCUCAAUAUACACUCUACGACUCGCGCCAGGCUGACCCCGUGGGGAUGGUUGCUUGUCAGUCGUCAUUGCGACAGACUAGGAAGAGAAAACAGUUUUACAAUAUUUCUUACUAUCGAGUUGUCUGAUUAAUGCGAAUCUACUUUGCAAUAUCUUCCUAAAGUCGCAUAUACAACCCGUAGGGCCCGUUAUCCUGGUUGGAGGUAUGUGAGAUUCUGUUUCAUCUCUACCUAACCUAUAGUUAGGUACCUUUACCCAGAACUCUCGGCACUUUACCCUAA
This is a messenger RNA of Daldinia caldariorum, 749 nucleotides long. RefSeq lists its product as uncharacterized. The record is from RefSeq and is a predicted model, not a curated record. The transcript is spliced from 3 exons. Lineage: Eukaryota; Fungi; Ascomycota; Sordariomycetes; Xylariales; Hypoxylaceae. The coding region runs from base 166 to 600 and encodes 144 amino acids.